UUUAGUUUUUAUACUUCCCUUCCUACAAAACACAUACCAAAACCAAAUUCCAUAAUUACCUUUCUCUAACUUCCCAAAAAUGGAAUCCAUUGGAUCUAGUUCCACCCCUUCCGACCACCACCACCAUCGUCAUCGCCGCCGUUUGGCGCCAACACAACCACUCGCCGACAGAAUCAUUCGUGCAGUCAGCCACCGUCUCCAACUCCUCCACCACUACGACACCACUUUCUUUAUCUUAGGUGCAACUGGAAAUGUAUACACCGUUAACCUCUCCACCACCCCAUCAUGCAGCUGUCCUGAUCGAACCACUCCAUGCAAACACCUCCUAUUCGUGUUCAUCCGCGUAUUGGGUGUCUCCAUCGAUGACACGUGUCUUCUCCGGCGAACUCUCCGCCCAUGCGAGCUCCAAGGUCUUCUCAGCUUACCCAUCUCACCUGAAUCACUAGCAAACCCUAAUGUUCGAGAAAGGUUUCACCAACUAUUUUCUCAAGAACGGUCAAAAUAUACGCCGUUGAAAAUAGAGAUAGAGAACGGUGUAACGUGUCCAGUGUGUUUGGAAGAAAUGAACAAGGAAGAAAGAGUGGCAGCUUGUAGGACUUGUAGGAAUCCGUUGCAUGAAGAAUGUUUAAUGCAAUGGAAGAGAAGUAACAGAAGAAGAUCCAUUAGCUGUGUGAUAUGCAGGGCAAGGUGGAGGGAUGUGAGGGCUGAACAAGAAGACAAGUACUUGAAUUUGUCUGCUUAUAUUAGCGGUGACGGUGUCAUGCAUGUGGAAGAUCGGCAGAGCCAUUGUGGGGGUUAGGCCUUCAAUAAUUAUUAUUGCAGGAUUUGAUCAGUUGUAACGUUGUAUAUAACUGCAAAAGUAUAUUCAACUAUUAUUAGAGGGGGUAAAAUAUAAGGUUCUUACUUUUAUAAGACUACCACCAAAGUCAAAAUACUGAUCCUUAGGGGUCUUUUGGUUGAAAACAAGUUAUCCCAGAUAACUUACCUCAGUUAUUCCGGAAUUAGUUAUUCCAUCCUCUCACAGAAAUAAAAUACGGGAUUAGCUAUACCACCAUUUUAUUCCAACCAAGCGUGGAAUAAAUUCAUCUCAAAUAUAAUUCCGGGAUUGUUUAUCCUUAUCUCUUGUACCAAAUGAGCCCUUAAUAUUUCUCAACAAGUAUAUACUUAUAUUUAGGUGA
Molecule: messenger RNA, 1178 nt
Organism: Lycium ferocissimum
Lineage: Eukaryota; Viridiplantae; Streptophyta; Magnoliopsida; Solanales; Solanaceae
Exons: 2
Coding region: 80-799 (239 amino acids)
Molecular function (GO): ubiquitin protein ligase activity; zinc ion binding
Source: RefSeq, a predicted model, not a curated record